Mya arenaria is the source of this 1929-nucleotide messenger RNA. RefSeq lists its product as uncharacterized. Lineage: Eukaryota; Metazoa; Mollusca; Bivalvia; Myida; Myidae. The transcript is spliced from 4 exons. The coding region runs from base 322 to 816 and encodes 164 amino acids. The record is from RefSeq and is a predicted model, not a curated record.
AAUAUUAUCUCAGUUUCAACCAAGGACUUCAAUAUAUGUAUCAAUUUUUGCUGUUCUGGAUUUGCGUUAUCAGUUAAACAAUGAAUCACGGCUGCUUAUAUACACCAACAUCACCAGUGGGUCUUAGUUUAAAUACCAAGUGUGCAUGUUACAGAGAAAAUUGAAAUACUGGAUAUUUUAUAGCAGUAGUGUAUGAUAGGUAACAUUGUGAUCAAUAAAUUCUUGGAUGAUCAGUUACCAUGGGAAUAUUUCAUUAGAAUUUUAUUUUUAAAUAUAAAUCCAAAAUUUCAUCAGGAAGUUUAAGCAGACAUAGAUCACGAGAUGGAUACAGGAAGAAGACAAUUGAACUUCAAGACAAAGUCAGCCUACACUGUGAACUGUGGAUAUGGGUUGGUCACUCUCAUGAUAGUGGCGUUCAUCUGCACCUUUCUGAUCGGGAUUAUUGCAAAGAAACGUUACCACGUAACCAGCACAGUUGACAACAGCCUUCUCGUGAAUGUUGUCGAGACAGGCCUCUACAUUGCUGCCGAUUUUUGGUUGGUGGAUGCCAGUUACUUCCUCACGGUGCUGUGGGACUCUGACAGAAAACAUGUCACACAUACCUUUGGACGCUGCUCACGCAUAUGGAACUACUUUAAACAAACAUACCUGGCUAUUUCAACAACAUGGGAGUCAAUAGCAGUGCUGUCAGCCCCGGUCAUGGUGUUCGAGCGCUCGCUGGCCAUCUUUAUGGGGUUGCUGGCCUGCUGGGCCGCUGCACAGAUCAGCAAGUGCUUCAUGCUCAAACUACAGCAGGAGCAGGAGGGGAAUCAGUAGCAUUAGCACAUGUCCGCAAGUGCUUCAUGUUCAUAGUUUAACAGUGCAGGAGGGAAACCGGCAGGGCUAGCACAGGUCAGCAACUGCUUCAUGUUCAUACUUCAGCAGGCAAGAAACCAGCAGUGCUAGCACAGGUCAGCAACUGCUUCAUGUUCAUACUUCAGCAGGCGGGAAACCAGCAGUGCUAGCACAGGUCAGCAAGUUCUUUAUGUUCAUACUUCAGCAGGCGGGGAACCAGCGGUGCUAGCACAGGUCCCCCAAGUGCUUCAUGUUCAUAUUUCAGCAAGAGCAGGAAGGGAACCGGCAGUGCUAGCACAGGUUACAAAGUGCUUCAUAUUCAUACUUAAGAAAGCACAGAAGGGGAACUGGCAGUGUUACCACAGGUCACAAAGUGCUUCAUAUUCAUGCUUAAGCAAGCACAGGAGGGGAACCAGCUGUGCUAGCACAGGUCAGCAACUGCUUUUAUUUCAUACUUUAACAAGAGCAGGAGUGGAACCAGCAGUGCAGCACAGGUCAGCAGGUGCUUCGUGCUCAAACUCCAGCAGUGAAAAUUAAAAAGCAAAUGCACAACAACAACUUCACUACAGCUUGGCAAAUCAAGGGAAUGACAACAAACUUUUUACCCUAUCUCAGAUGCAGACAACAUGGAGAUUUCAUGACAAUAUCCCUUCACUGUUUUAUUUAUGGGUAUAUCUAUAUGUUCAGCAUUUAUGAGAUGUUUCAAGUUUUAAGUCAGACUUAUUGAUGAACACAAUUAAAACAGCAGACAUCAGUACUGUGAUACCAAGUAUUGUAAUUUUCUGGCUAAAAUUAUGUAUAAAAGCAAAGACUUUUUAAGUUGGUUUGUACUAACUUAAUUUAGCUUGAUUGUGCCGAGAGCUAGUUGACAAUCACUCUUGAGUCCAUUUCCUGGAAGGAAACCAGUACCGUGUCCUUUGAGAGGGAUCAUGAGAAAGUGCCCCCUGGUGGAGCUCAUAGCAUUAUAGGUGAGAGGCAGACACAUAUAACAAUUGACCACUCUCACCCUUACUAUUUCAUGUUGGUUUUUAUUCUUGAUUUUCUUGGAGGUUUGCAUCACAUACAUGGCUAUCAAAUAAACUUCUCAAAACCUUA